Polistes dominula (European paper wasp) is the source of this 1042-nucleotide messenger RNA. Its product is annotated as cytochrome b-c1 complex subunit Rieske, mitochondrial. Gene Ontology annotation, molecular function: quinol-cytochrome-c reductase activity; 2 iron, 2 sulfur cluster binding. Gene Ontology annotation, cellular component: membrane. The record is from RefSeq and is a predicted model, not a curated record. Lineage: Eukaryota; Metazoa; Arthropoda; Insecta; Hymenoptera; Vespidae.
AUUAAUCUAAUGUGAGAAAGAACAAUGAUGAUACUCGUAAAUACAAUUAUAAAUUUAACUUCAAAGAUUGUAAAAAAGAAAAAAUGUUUUACAUCUUUACAUAUUUACAAAUCAGUGCCAUUUGUUAACUGCAAUACAAAUAGAUAUUGUUAUACUAAUAUGCAAUUACCUGAAUGUAAAGAACGCGAAGCAGAAUUAAAGGAAAAUAAAAAGAUAGUUCAUUCAAAUGAAGAUCAAAAAUGUUCAAACUACAUCGCAUCCUUUGUGACUGGUGUUGCAUCAAUGUAUAUUUUUAAGUCGCAUCUUUUGCAUUAUAUAAUGUUUUUGGCACCAUCUCGAGCUGAAACUGUAAUAGCUCAAACAGAAGCAACUUUGACUAAUAUACCGGAAGGAAAAGUUUCUAUUGUAAAAUGGCGAGGAAAGCCAGUUUUUAUUUAUCAUAGAACGCAGAAUAUUAUCGAACAAGAAAGAAAUGUUAAUUUGUCAAUUUUGAGAGAUCCUCAAACAGAUGAAGAAAGAGUUAAAAAACCUGAAUGGUUAAUUGUAGUUGGAAUUUGUACUCAUUUAGGUUGCAUACCUAUUGCCAAUGCUGGUAUCAUUCCUGGAGGCUUCUUUUGUCCUUGUCAUGGUUCUCAUUUUGAUGGAUCUGGUCGGAUACGGAAAGGACCAGCACCUACUAAUCUUGAUGUCCCAGAAUAUAAGUUUAUUAAUGAUGAUAAUAUAAUUAUCGGUUAAGUAAUUACAUUGGAUUCUUAUUCAUGUAUAAUUAUCUUAAAUAAUUUUGAAAAUUAUUUAAGGUACUUUGAUGAUAGUAUAAUUCUAUGAUUUUUAAGAUAAAUUAUUUAUACUAUCAAUUGAUUGAUGCUUAUUUCAAAAAUCGUGGGAAUGCAUUGAAAUAAAAUGUAAACUGACCUCGCUACAAUUUAAUGAAUAAAUAAAAAAAGUCCAUUAAUUUACGUAUCAUCAUGUUAAUUAUCGCUUAUAUUAAAUACCGCUGUGAAAUAUUAUCAUGAAAUAAAGGUAUCUUCGAAUGUUUCUGUAA